GUCAAAACGUCGUAAUUUCAUUUUAUUGCAAUCUCUUUUGAUACAUCGGAAAUUUUUUUAUUGCAAUCUAAUAUUGCAAUUUAAACCGAAAGGAUGAAAUACCAAGUAAGUCCAUAAUAUAAGCCCUCUUGGCUAAAGUUGGAAGACUAUCCGGCCUGGUAAUAAUCUGAAUUGGACCCGAGCAGUGGGCCUGAGCAAGGAAAUGAGCGGCCCCAUUAGCUUCCUGAAGAACAUGUCGAAAGGAAAUAACUUUCCUAUUCGCGAUCUGCUUAGUUUCCUGAAUUAGGUUUCUCCAUCUUCUCAUUCCAUCAACAGCCAGAUAAUCGACCGCCAUGGCCGAAUCGUUUUCAAUCUGAAAUUCAGUGAGGCCCUCACUCACUGUCCACCUUAAGCCAACCGAGAUGGCUUGUAACUCAACCUCAAGAGCACAAGAAGCAUCGAUGUCAAAGCUAGCUGCACUAACAAGCUCGCCCCUUCGGUUCCUUAAGAUAGCACCUCCUGAAGACAAACCAGGUAAAAACCGAGCAUCUGUGUUCAAUUUCAACGCCCCAAUAGGUCUCUGCCAUUUAAUAACCUGCGGUUUGUAGCCCCUGAAUCGGAAAUCAUUUCUGAUAAGCUGUUCUUCAUAAAGAACCUUAUCUACUGAACGAAUUUUAACUUCUUUUAAGGAGUGGGCCCAGUCUUGCGUGUAAAGUUUAAGAGCAUCUCCAAUGUGAGGCUUUUAACAUUAAAAAAUUGGUGACACAUGUCAAUAUAUGUAUGGAAUGUAUAUACAUGUAGGAUCAAUGUUAAAACUCAAACUAGAAAAGUAUUAAAUGGCUCCCCAAUGCAUGACGUUGUUGUUUAACCGUUUUGUAUAUGUGGAAUAUAUUUAAUUAUUUAAUAAAUAGAAACCCCAGAUUUUCCCUAGUUCAAACUCCAUCCCAGAUUCACGAUCAAGCAUUCAAGUCGUCGCCUAUUGGGGUAUUGCCAACAAUCCUCUUGCCAAGCUUUUUACUUUAGUUUGUUCUCUAAAUAAUUUCUCCUUGAUUUUCCCUUUUUGUUAACAAAUUUGCCCAUUGAAUACACAAUUUCUAUAUCUGUUAUUUCUAAUCUGCAGAUCACGUACUUCUUUGAAGCACUUUCUCCAGGCAAGGGAUCUUAAAGGUUCAAAUUAUAAUAAAUGUCAUUGUUGAACAAUGAAUCAGACUCUGGAAGCGGAACAUCAAGCACAGAAUCCCUCUCACUUGCUAAAAAGUUAUUUGAUGAGCCAUUGGAGGAGGAAGAUUUUUAUGAUGAAACAAAUAACAAUUUAAUUGAAGCGUGUGCAAUUCAUGUUCCUAUGAUAAUUUCAACAUUGUCUGUGGAAAGAAAGCUCCCACACGGCGGUUCAAAAUUCGGUAGAGUUUAUACUCGACGUGAUAGGAAAAAACGUCAUGAUAUAAUAUUUAGUGAUUAUUUCAUAGGUGAUCAGUCAAAGUAUACACCGGAUACUUUUAGGCGUCGAUUUCGAAUGAAUAUUGAUCUAUUCAAACGAAUUUUGCAAGCUGUUGAGGGUUAUGGAAAUUACUUCACCCAAAAGGUGGAUGCAGUUGGAAAUAUGGGGUUGAGUCCUUUACAAAAAGUGGUAGCGGCAGUACGCAUGCUUGCAUAUGGAUGUUCAGCUGAUUCUCUUGAUGAAUAUGUGCAAAUUGGAGAGAGCACUGCAAUUGAAAGUUUAAAGAAAUUCUGUGAUGCUAUAAUAGGAUUGUUUGAAAAACAAUAUUUAAGGAAACCAAAUAAAUCCGAUAUUAGCAUUUUAUUAGCAGAUGGAGAGUCUCGUGGAUUUCCAGGUAUGCUUGGUAGUUUAGAUUGCAUGCAUUGGCAUUGGGAAAAUUGCCCGACUGCAUGGCAUGGAACACAUACUAACGGUUUUAAGAAAGUUCCAACUCUUAUUCUUGAGAUUGUAGCCGGGCAUAAUUUAUGGAUUUGGCAUGCAUUCUUUGGCAUGGCUGGUACUAAUAAUGAUGUUAAUGUCCUCGAUAGAUCUCCCUUGUUUGACGAUAUCGUCAAUGAUAUUGCUCCGGCAUGUGAGUUCAUAGUAAAUGGUCAUCAAUAUAAUAUGGGAUACUACUUAUGUGAUGGUAUUUAUCCCAAAUAUGCCACUUUAGUCCAAACAAUCUCACAACCAUGUUCUAUGAAGGAAAAGUUAUUUGCAAAACGCCAAGAAUCGAUACGAAAAGAUGUCGAGCGAGCAUUUGGAGUGUUACAAAGUCGGUGGCGUAUAGUUAAAGGACCAGCACGUAUGUGGAGUGCAACAGAUUUGGGUAAAAUAAUGAAGACAUGCAUCAUUUUGCAUAAUAUGAUCAUUGAGGACGAAUGCAAUCAAGGAAUCAAUCCUGAAAACUGGCAACCAGAUAAAGAAGAAGUCCCUCAAAAUAUUACUUUGGAGCAUGAUUUUACUUUUCUCAUGUCGAUGAUGAAUAUUCGAAUGAAACAAAUACAAAGCAAAUCGACACAUAUAGACUUGAAGCGUGAUCUCAUCAAUCAUUUGUGGGAACUAUAUGGCAGCAACCAUGUUGAUUGAUUUAUCAGUCUUUUAUUCGAAAAAAUAGAUUAUUAAUUUCGUACUGCAUGUUUUUUAGUUUUUAGCUUUUUUUUUAUAUUAGAUGUUUUAAUUCAUAUUCUGCUUAUAAUAAAAUGUGAAACAAUGGAGUGUUAUAUUUUUAUAUAGUGAGAGUGAUUUAGUUAUAUUCUUAGUGAUUUAAUUAAAUAUGAAACA
This is a messenger RNA of Cuscuta epithymum, 2740 nucleotides long. The record is from the annotation of a GenBank genome assembly. NCBI's taxonomy places the organism in Eukaryota, Viridiplantae, Streptophyta, Magnoliopsida, Solanales, Convolvulaceae.